Priapulus caudatus is the source of this 685-nucleotide messenger RNA. Its product is annotated as thrombomodulin-like. The coding region runs from base 5 to 610 and encodes 201 amino acids. The transcript has 5 exons. The record is from RefSeq and is a predicted model, not a curated record. NCBI's taxonomy places the organism in Eukaryota, Metazoa, Priapulida, Priapulimorpha, Priapulimorphida, Priapulidae. Gene Ontology annotation, molecular function: calcium ion binding.
UUCCAUGGACUGUCCGGCGAACACGGACUGCGAGGAAGACAGCCCGGGCUACGCCCUCUGUACGUGCACGGACGGAUACGCGUCCUUCAGCGACGUACUGGUUCUGGACACGUACGAAGUGUGUCAAGACGUGAAUGAGUGUGAGUCGGGCAACGUGACAUGCGCUGCUGAGCACACAAUGUGCAUCAACACGCCAGGCAACUUCACGUGCGCAUGCGCGGACGGAUGGGAGGGAGAUCCGACGAUGGGAUGCUUCAAGAAGAUUGACUACUGGAAGAAGGUGACCAUCGGCGUCAGCGUUGGCCUGGCAACGCUCUGCCUCAUCACCAUCAUCGUCAUCGUCGUCCUCGUCGUCAGACGUAAAUCGGCUGGUACGUACGACAAUGAGAUACCGGACUAUGUCUACUCCGAGACGUACCCGUCUCCCUCCUCCACGGGAAACAUAAACCUCCCCCGUGCACACAUCAGCGCCAAGUCUCCGAAUGACUCCGCCGCCGCUGACGACCGCUACGACAAAAGGAGAAGCGAUGAGACGGGCCUUGUCGGCAGUUCUCACUAUGACAACCCGGCGUAUGGAGGCGUCAACGAGAACGACAACGUCUACUUCUAACCAUCUCAUCUCACGAUAACUACACACGCACGCACGCACGCACGACCACACACGACACACACGCACGCGCACGCA